Messenger RNA from Rhinichthys klamathensis goyatoka, 3039 nucleotides. Its product is annotated as zinc finger protein 271-like. Gene Ontology annotation, molecular function: GTP binding. Gene Ontology annotation, cellular component: nucleus. The transcript is spliced from 6 exons. The coding region runs from base 52 to 3039 and encodes 995 amino acids. The record is from RefSeq and is a predicted model, not a curated record. NCBI's taxonomy places the organism in Eukaryota, Metazoa, Chordata, Actinopteri, Cypriniformes, Leuciscidae.
UGCACUCAGUGUGGAAACAGUUUCACAACCAAACAAAAUCUUGAGAUUCACAUGAGGAUCCACACUGGAGAGGAGCUGUUCCCAUGUUAUCAAUGGGGCAGGACAUUUCCUAGUUCAUCAGGCCUGAAGAAACACCUGAGAGUUUAUACUAGGGAGAAGCCACAUUCAUGUUCUGUGUGUGGAAAGAGUUUUUCACUGCUGACAUAUUUACACGCACAUCAGAAAGUUCAUACUGGUGUGAAAGAGACCAUUUGCUUUGACUGUGAGAAGACUUUUACUACAGCAAACAUUUUAAAACUGCACCAGAGAAUUCACACUGGAGAAAAACCUUACAAGUGUUCACACUGCAACAAGAGAUUCAGUCAGUCAUCAAAUCUGAAAACGCAUGAAAGGAUCCACACUGGAGAAAAACCUUACAAGUGUUCACACUGUGACAAGAGAUUCGGUCUGUUGGAACAUCUGAAUAGACAUGAGAGGAUCCACACUGGAGAACAACCUUACAAGUGUUCACACUGUGACAAGAGAUUCAAUCUAUCAGCAAAUCUGAGAUCACACGAGAUGAUCCACACUGGAGAACAACCUUACAAGUGUCCACACUGUGACCAGAGAUUCAAUCACUCAUCAUCUCUGAAAGCACAUGAGAUGAUCCACACUGGAGAACAACCUUACAAGUGUUCACACUGUGACAAGAGAUUCAGUCAGUCAUCAUCUCUGAAAAAGCAUGAGAGGAUCCACACUGGAGAACAACCUUACAAGUGUUCACACUGUGACAAGAGAUUCAGUCAAUCAGCAAAUCUGAAAAUACAUGAGAGGAUCCACACUGGAGAAAAACCUCACAAGUGUUCACACUGUGACAAGAGAUUCAGUCAAUCAGCAACUCUGAAAAAGCAUGAGAUGAUCCACACUGGAGAAAAACCUUACAAGUGUUCACACUGUGACAAGAGAUUCAGUAACUCAUCAAAUCUGAAAACACAUGAGAGGACCCACACUGGAGAGAAGCCACACACGUGUGAUCAGUGCGGGAAGAGUUUCUCUGUUAAAAGUAACCUGAAGCUACAUAUGAAGAUCCAUACAGUGGAGAAACCACUUAAACACAGUCUGAGAUCACGUGCAGACAGAGAUGGAAAGCCACUCACCACUGAGGAGGAAUUGGAGGAGAAUGUGGAAAAGAGAGAAAGGAACUUGCCACUGAGGGGGAAGAUUGCUAAGUUAGGAGAUCCUAAAAAUGGAAAGUUCCUGGGUGUCCUUGAUGUCAUAGUCACACUAGCAGAGCAUCUUAGAAAGGUAGCCUCUAAAGAAACCACAGGAUAUCCUUCCUGGUGCACUCCACCAUCCACCAAGAAUGCCACCAUCAAUCUUUUGUUGGCUUCACAGUCGUGGGCAGCAAAAAUAAACUCCGUCAAAGCUGUACGUUUCCAGUUAAGGGGGAUUAUUGAUGCUGUGGAAAAGCUUGAGGAAGUGGAAAAAGACGGCAAACCUGUCUCUGAGGCAAAGUCGCUGUCUGGCGAGAUUGUCAGCAUGGAGUUCCUCAUGUGCCCCCUGGUUUGGUAUGAUCUUUUGUCAGAGAUCACCUAUGUCAGCAGAGCUGAAGGUCCAUCAGAGGAUCAGGAGUGUCUGAGGAUUGCUCUGAUCGGGAAGACAGGAAAUGGGAAGAGUGCAACAGGAAACAGUAUUCUGGGAAGAGAUGAGUGUGAGCUGAGUGAAGUGGAGGAGGAGAGAGAAGAACUGAGUGAAGUGAAGGAGGAGAGUGAAGAACUGAGUGAAGAGGAGGAGGAGAGAGAAGAACUGAGUGAAGAGGAGGAGGAGAGAGAAGAACUGAGUGAAGUGAAGGAGGAACAUCAUGUCCAACCUGGAGGAAAACCCUUGAGUCGCUCAAAGACUAAACAGACAUUUUUAAAGAAAAGAAGAGCCAAGAAAUCUUUCACCUGCACUCAGUGUGGGAAGAGUCUCACACGCAAACAAAGUCUUGAGAUUCACAUGAUGAUCCACACUGGAGAAAAGCCGUUCAUGUGUAAUCAGUGUGGGAAGAGUUUCAGACACAUAACAAGUCGUAAUCAACACAUGAGGAUCCACACCGGAGAGAAGCCGUUCUCAUGUGAUCAGUGCGGCAAAACCUUUCUUAGUGCAUCAGAGCUGAAGAAACACCUGACAGUUCAUACGAAGGAGAAGCCACAUUCAUGUUCUGUGUGUGGAAAGAGUUUUUCACUAAUGUCAUAUUUACACGUACAUGAGAAAACUCACACUGGUGUGAGAGAGUACAUGUGCUUUGAGUGUGAGAAGACUUUUACUACAGCAAGACAUUUAAAACGGCACCAGAGAAUUCACACUGGAGAAAAACCUUACAAGUGUUCACACUGCGACAAGAGAUUCAUUGUGUCAUCAAAUCUGAAAACACAUGAGAUGAUCCACACUGGAGAACAACCUUACAAGUGUUCACACUGCGACAAGAGAUUCAGUGUGUCAUCAUCUCUGAAAACACAUGAGAAGAUCCACACUGGAGAACAACCUUACAAGUGUUCACACUGUGACAAAAGAUUCAGUCACUCAUCAUCUCUGAAAACACAUGAGAGGAUCCACACUGGAGAGAAACCUUACAAGUGUUCACACUGUGACAAGAGAUUCAGUCAAUCAGCAGAUCUGAAAACACAUGAGAGGAUCCACACUGGAGAGAAACCUUACAAGUGUUCACACUGCGACAAGAGAUUCAUUCGAUCAGCAGAUCUGAAAACACAUGAGAGGAUCCACACUGGAGAAAAACCUUACAAGUGUUCACACUGUGAAAAGAGAUUCAUUCGAUCAUCAUCUCUGAAAACACAUGAGAGUAUCCACACUGGACAACAACCUUACAAGUGUUCACACUGUGACAAGAGAUUCAGUCGAUCAUCAUCUCUGAAAACACAUGAGAAGAUCCACACUGGAGAGAAGCCGUACACGUGUGAUCAGUGCGGGUCGAGUUUCUCUACUAAAAGUCACCUAAAGCUACACAUGAAGAUCCACACAGUUGAGAAACCACUUAAACACAGUUUGAGAUCACGGUAA